Messenger RNA from Acanthosepion pharaonis, 615 nucleotides. NCBI's taxonomy places the organism in Eukaryota, Metazoa, Mollusca, Cephalopoda, Sepiida, Sepiidae. The record is from the annotation of a GenBank genome assembly.
AUGGUCAAUUUAUCUAUCUAUCUAUCUAUCUAUCUAUCUAUCUAUCUAUGUUUGGAUCUAUCUAUCUAUCUAUCUAUCUAUCUAUCUAUCUAUCUAUCUAUCUAUCUAUCUAUCUCUCUCUCUCUCUAUAUAUAUAUAUAUAUAUAUAUAUAUUUUUUUCUCUUUUAUUUUUUAUUAUUUUGUUUCAUUUCUUUCUUUCCUUUCUUUCUUCUUUUCCUUUCUUUGCUUUACUUUUUUCUUCUUUUCCUUUUUUCUUCUUGUCAUUCUUUCUUUUGCUUUUUCUUCCUUACUUUCCUUUCCUUUCCUUUUUUCUUCUUUUUCUCCUUCCUUUUCCUUUUCUUCCUUUCUUUCCUUUUUUCUUUUCUUCCUUCUUUGCAUUUCUUUUCUUCAUUUCUUUCUUUUCUUUUUAUUCCUUUCUUUCCUUUCCUUUUUUCUUCCUUUCUUUCUUUCUUUUCCUUUUUCUUCCUAUCUGUCCUUUUCUUUCUUUCUUUUUUCUUACUCUCGUUUCCUUUUUUCUUUCUUUCCUUCUUUUUUCUUUUAUUUCUUUUUCUUUUUUUCUUCCUUUACUUUUUACUUUUCCUUUUUCUUCCUUUCUUUCCUUUAUUUUUCCUAUAG